Salvelinus fontinalis (brook trout) is the source of this 2898-nucleotide messenger RNA. RefSeq names its product EYA transcriptional coactivator and phosphatase 4 (gene eya4). Gene Ontology annotation, cellular component: nucleus. NCBI's taxonomy places the organism in Eukaryota, Metazoa, Chordata, Actinopteri, Salmoniformes, Salmonidae. Bases 491 to 2371 code for a protein of 626 amino acids. Gene Ontology annotation, molecular function: protein tyrosine phosphatase activity. The record is from RefSeq and is a predicted model, not a curated record. Gene Ontology annotation, biological process: cell differentiation; positive regulation of DNA repair; multicellular organism development. The transcript is spliced from 20 exons.
ACGCAUGCGCAGUGCGCCGUGAUCAACACAGCUCAGCUUCAUCCGCUCUUCAAGAAGGGGUCUUAAUGCCGAUCGAAGUACUCAAACAAACUUUAUACCAACGUUAAAAUAACCAACGAACUUUCGUAAGGGUGAACGGUCCGUUGCUCCAUAUAGCGCUCCGACGUGCCGCUAAAAUUAGUCAUAUAGUUUACUUACGGUUAAAAGUGUUUUUUUUCCCGCUGUUGUUUUGGUAUCUUCGCUAGGCUAACGCCAGUCAGUCAGACCAACUGUAAUUUGUUUGAACUUCUUCUGAGAACGAGUCCAGUCCCGGUGACAGCAGCAGAGCGAGCUGUGUGUUCCGCUGUUCCAACUCCUCUUCAAUCUAUCAUCAUGAGCUUGUCCAAGGAGUGAAAACGGAAAUUGGAAAGGAAAGUGUUUUUUUUAAAAAGUGCAUUGAAGAUAAUCUUCCUAACCCAAGGUGUUUUAGUGGGUGUUAGCUGAAGGAGUCAUGGAGGCUUCACCGGACCUCAGUGAACAGACGGUGAAGACAUCACACUGCGACUCUCAUGUUCCAGACCACUCAGACACCAGGCCUAUGGAGAUGCAAGACCUAGCCAGUCCUCAUAACAGUGUGGUGGGCGGAGACUCAUCAGGCGCCAAGCUGACAGGUUCCUCUGUCACUACCAACGGAACUGGAGGAGAGACCAUGACUAUUCUAAACACGGCUGAUUGGCUGCUGGGCUGCAGUAGCCCGCCCCCUGGCCACAGUGGAAAGGACUAUGUGAAAACAGAGCCUAUAAACAGCAGUGAAACAGCCAGAACUACAGGAGACACAACACUGGACAGCUACGCAGGAUCAGUCAUUACCAGCAGUGGAUACAGCCCUCCAUCUGCACACCAGUACUCUCCACCCAUCUACCCCUCCAAGCCGUACCCCCACAUCCUGUCCACACCGGCAGCCCCGCCCAUGGCAGCGUACGCCGGCCAAUCCCAGUUCAGCAGCAUGCAGCCGGCGACCGUCUACACCGCGUACUCCCAGACCGGCCAGGCCUACGGACUGUCUACCUACGACCUGGGUAUGAUGUUACCAGGUAUGAAGACAGAGGGGGGUCUCUCCCAACCCCCCCUACAGACCAGUCUCAACUACACGCCCCAGCCUGGACAGACAGCCUACUCACCAUAUCAGAUGCCAGGGUCCAGUUUCACUUCAUCAUCUGGUUUGUACUCCAGCAACAACUCUGUGUCCAACCCAGCCAACUACACUGCUCCACAGCAGGACUAUCCAUCGUACACAACGUUUGGCCAAAACCAGUACGCCCAGUAUUACUCCGCCUCCACCUACGGAACCUACAUGACGUCCAAUAGCAUGGAUGGAACCGGCUCCUCGUCGGCCUAUCAGCUGCAAGACUCCAACCCCGUCAUGACAGUACAGGCCAAUGAGCUCCAACCAGAGGACACGGUGCAGAGCCCCAUGAAGGAACUGGAUGAUCGUGGCUGUCGGAGUGGGGGAGGAGCUAAAGCCAGGGGGAGGGGCCGCAAGAACAACCCCUCACCGCCCCCCGACAGUGACCUGGAGAGGGUGUUUGUCUGGGAUCUAGAUGAGACCAUCAUAGUGUUCCACUCUCUGCUGACAGGCUCCUACGCUCAGAAAUAUGGCAAGGACCCUCCCAUGGCGGUGACGCUGGGACUGAGGAUGGAAGAGAUGAUCUUUAACCUGGCAGACACACACCUGUUCUUCAACGACUUAGAGGAGUGUGAUCAGGUCCAUAUUGAUGAUGUGUCGUCUGACGACAACGGACAGGACCUAAGUACUUACAGUUUUGCAACUGAUGGCUUCCAUGCAGCGGCGACCAGCGCGAGUCUAUGCCUGGCGACGGGUGUCCGCGGAGGCGUGGACUGGAUGAGGAAACUAGCCUUCCGCUACAGAAGAGUCAAAGAGAUGUAUAGCACAUACAAAAACAAUGUGGGGGGCCUGUUGGGUCCUGCUAAGAGGGACGCGUGGUUACAGCUAAGAGCGGAAGUGGAGGCUUUAACAGACUCCUGGCUCACCAACGCACUCAAGUCCCUGUCAAUCAUCAGCUCCAGGAGUAACUGUGUGAAUGUGUUGGUAACAACGACCCAGCUGAUACCAGCAGUGGCUAAAGUUCUGUUGUAUAGUUUAGGAUCUGCCUUCCCUAUUGAGAACAUAUACAGUGCAACCAAAAUAGGCAAAGAGGGUUGCUUUGAUCGCAUAGCGCAGAGGUAUGGCAGGAAGGUAGUAUAUGUUGUAGUAGGGGAUGGUGUGGAGGAGGAGCAGGCAGCCAAGAAGCACAACAUGCCAUUCUGGAGGAUAUCCAGUCACUCUGACCUGCUGGCGUUACACCAAGCACUGGAGUUUGAAUACCUGUAACUGUUACCGUAGCAACAGACUGUUACUGUAACUGUUACCGUAGUAACGGACUGUUACUGUAACUGUUAUCGUAGCAACAGACUAUUACUGCAACUGUUACUAGCGCACGGACUGUUACUGUAACUGUUACCGAAGCAACAGACUUUUACUGUAACUGUUACUAUAGCAACAGACUGUAAUUGUAGCAACGGACUGUUUCUGUAACUGUUCUGUAACUAUAGCAACAGACGGAACACACCAGUACUACUACUACUACUACCACCUGUAAUGGUUACCAUGGCGAUGGCAACGGGAGACAGACUGUAGUCCCCUCCCCCCGGCCUUCUUGUUUUUGUAUAUCUAUUUAAGAAAACAACCACCAGUACACUGCAACUCUUUUGUUUUGUCUUCAUUUCUUUGUGUGUCUUUAAAAAAAAAACAUCUGGAUUUGAGUACUCUGAACUGUCUUACUAAAAACAACUAGGACUGAGAGAGGAGAGGAGAGGAGAGGAGAGGAGAGGAGAGGAGAGGAGAGGAGAGGAGAGGAG